AAUUAAAAUUAUUCUGCAAAAUGUAAUAUUUAAAAACUUUCUACGAAGUGUUUUGAGUAACUUAUUUAAUUUAGACCAGAUCCAAUUACUUUGCACUUUGUUCUUGUCGCCUUUUUUCAUUUUUCAUGUCUUCAGUUGAUGUCAAAGCUCUAGAAUUACUAACAUGUCCCUGAAUGUCAGCAUAACUGGCCUAUGGGAAGACACAAAUCCCCUCAGGAUCUGCAGGUGGAGCGGAGCUCAGGGGUCAGAAUGGGCCUCCUGUUCAGCCCCACUUGCACUGGAUGUCACUUUAAAGUGGAGUAUAUCUUCACAGAAGUAACUGAAAAAGAUCCUUCAGCAGGAGGUCUGGGAUUUUUCAGGAAUAUGCAACCAUAGCUCUUGGGUUUACAUAAAUCAAGAAUGCCACCCUUCAAAGAAGUGCUGGCGAUUGCAGCCCUCAUUUUCAACCUGGGACUGACUCGGGCCCAGACGUUGCCCAGCUUUGAUCUGCUGGAGGAGUUUCAUGUGCCUGAGGCAACUGGCGUGAGGAGAGUGGAUGGAUCGCAACCAGAGGCUGUUGCCUAUCGUGUAAACCCCUCCAUCCAGCUACAAAAGGCUGUGAGGGAUGUUUAUCCAGACGGACUUCCCUCCGAAUACUCCAUCAUUGCAACAUUUAAGGUGACAAAUGACACUGCUCAGACAUCAUGGAAUCUGUGGGAAGUCAGCGACCCACAGGGACAAGAGAAAGUUGGCUUGCGUUUCCACAGCAACACACGCUUGUUAGACUUUUUCUACACCAGUCCCCAUGGGAGUCACAUGUUGCGGUCUUUUCACGGCAUGGAAAAGUUAUUUGAUGGAGGGUGGCAUAAGCUGGCUCUGAGUGUGAAGGGCAGGCAGGUGAGGCUGCUGAUAGACUGUGAGGAGGUAAGAGUGGAGCCUGUUGAUGGGCCAAGACCUGUCAUUCGCCAAGGAUAUACUUCCAUUGUCAAGAGGGCUAUAGGAGACCGCUCAACUUUGGUGGAUCUCCAGCAGAUGAAAGUGUCCUGUGACCCAGAGCAGGCCUAUUCCGAAGGCUGCUGUGAGCUUUCCAGUGCAUGUGGAGGGUAUGCAGAAAUAGGUUUAACAGGUCGAAGAGCAUCUUGCAAAUGUUUGCAUGGACAACCUGGCAUUCAGGGCCCCCCUGGGACAAAGGGUCACCGGGGUCUUCCAGGAAAUACAGGUGACCCAGGAAGACAAGGCAGUUGGGGAAUCCGGGGAAACACAGGAGACUAUGGCAACAUUGGUGAAACUGGACCAAAGGGUGAACAGGGAAUCAGAGGCGAGAAAGGGAUGAGAGGACCUUGGGGCCAAGUGGGUGACAGAGGUCCAAAGGGACUGAAAGGACUGAAGGGGGCAGCAGGAUUCAAGGGAGUUCGAGGACCUCAUGGAGACAUUGGAGAAACGGGAAGACCAGGAGAAAUUGGUACUAAAGGUGUCAAAGGAUAUGGAGGGAUUCCUGGAUUUCAAGGCAUUAAGGGCCAAACGGGGCCCACUGGUGCAACAGGUCGGGCGGGACCAAGAGGAAAGCAGGGCAUUGUGGGGGAUCCUGGAGAAAGGGGAGCUUCUGGAGAGAAAGGACAGCCGGGUGUCCCUGGACCAGUGGGCAGAAUUGGCACUAUUGGAGCAAAAGGUAUUCUGGGAGAUCCAGGUUUGCCUGGCAGAGAUGGUGAUCCCGGAAUAGAGGCUUAUCAAGGACCACAAGGCCCCAUUGGAAAGCACGGACAAAGUGGAGCCAAGGGGGAAAAAGGUGCCCAGGGGUCAACAGGAGAAAUGGGUCCCCAAGGUCGAACUGGCCCAAGAGGCUACAAGGGUUCAGCAGGGAAGCCAGGAAGACCUGGAUUUAUUGGCCCACCUGGGCCUACUGGUCACGUGGGUGUGCCUGGAAAACCUGGAACAAAGGGUGAAACAGGAAUCCAGGGCAUAAAAGGAGCCAAGGGUGCACAGGGGGAAAAAGGAGUUAAAGGACCCAAAGGAAGGAUUGGAGACAGAGGAGAGCAAGGUCCUCAGGGAGGACGAGGAAAGCGUGGCCCUGCAGGCCCAACUGGUCGUUUUGGUCCAGUUGGACUAAAGGGAGUCCGAGGUGAAGGUGGACCGGAUGGGUUUCAAGGGCUCCCAGGCCCUCCAGGCCAGACACUCCCAGCUGAGCAUGUGAUCGAAGUCUGUAAAAAAGUGGUUCUGGAGCAGAUGUCCACCUUUGCAAACUCAGUGAAAAGAACAUGUGCUGCUGUUUGUCCUCUUUAUGGAGACGUUCCCAUGGGUGCCCCGGGUCCUCCGGGACAGAAAGGACAGCCAGGACCUCCUGGGGAGCCUGGUAUUGAUGGUGUUGAUGGAGAAAUGGGUCCACCAGGAUUCUAUGGAGAAGCUGGAGAGCCAGGCCGCCAAGGAGAACUAGGUAGCAGAGGAGAGCGGGGUGACAAAGGAGCCAAGGGUUACAGCAUUCUUGGCUACACUGGAGAUCAAGGACCAUUGGGUCAGCGUGGCCGCCCCGGUAGAGCUUUUGAUGGCCAACCUGGCAAACCAGGUGAGAGGGGACACGUAGGCCAGCCUGGACUCAGGGGCCAUGCAGGUCUGAGGGGAUCUCCAGGUGUCUGCGUCACCUCUGGGUGUGUUCAGCCAAACUCCAGUAGUGGGACACCCCGACCAGCACCACGGAGAAUGAGGACUCGGACUUGAAAGAAAGCAAUGGCUAUGUGGACGACAAACCAAACAUAAAGCUUAAAAGGACCUUUUGUGUCAAAGUCGAUAUAUGUUGCUUAAAGCAUUUUUGUGUAUAUAUGAAAUAUUAACUGGGUUCUUGGUAACUAACAUGUAUUUGUUGGAUACAGAUAUCUAAAAAAAUGUAACAAAAACUGUAUAAAAAUACAAAGUUCUGUUGAACAUUUUAUUUCUUUUAAGUCAUUUAAGGUAUUUUAAAUGCAUAUGCUUUGUAAUAAAAUUUUCAAAAGUA
Molecule: messenger RNA, 2965 nt
Organism: Oryzias latipes (Japanese medaka)
Lineage: Eukaryota; Metazoa; Chordata; Actinopteri; Beloniformes; Adrianichthyidae
Source: RefSeq, a predicted model, not a curated record